AUUCAAUUUUUUUUAGAAUUGUAAGUUAGUCGGUUUAGAACUUUGUGGAUUUCUUCAAUAAAGAACGAUUCAAGAAUGAAUUGCAAAAUUUACGAAUACGAAAUUUCCCAUAAUCUCUUCUUGCAGAAAAAUUUUCAUUCUUAUUCCAACGUCUUCCUCUUCACCAAUAAAUGCCUCAGUGUGUCGGUUUUCUUUAAUUUCUUCCUCCCACUCCUCGCUGGUGUGGACAAGGAUAUAUUCCUGCGGGCAACUAUAAGUGGACUCAUUGCUGACUACGUGAAUUCUCUGUCGAAAUGGGUUUUAGCUGAACCACGCCCCCAUUGGUGGGCUCGUGGGGAACAUCGUCGUUUGAGGCUGGAGCAGUACGAUGGGACCUGCGAAUGCACUCCAGGAUCACCAUCAAGUGAAGCAAUGGUGACUGCGGCUGUUCUCUUUGUCGUCCUCAGUGGCCUGAUUGAGAGAUUUCAGCAUCAAAUCACUCCGUGCUGGAAGAAAUUCAUCUGGAUGACCUACGUGCUGCUGCUGAUGCUUCAAAUGAUUUCUCAACUCUUCCUGGGAGUUCAUUUUCUCCACCAAUGCCUUCUUGGGUCCAUUACUGGCGCCAUAAUUGGAAGCUUUCUGUCCUCACCGAGAAUCUUUGAGGAAAUCUGCAAAAUAUCAAAACUGAAAAGCUGCUCACUGAUUGUUGGGAUCUUCCUGAUAAUUUGUGGAAGCUACUGGAUACAAGAUCACUACGGAGUUGAUCCCAAUUGGUCCACAAGAUUGGCUUUCUUAUACUGCGAAAAUGCAAAUGCAAUAAAUCCAGAAUACCUCAUAAUGUACUUCUUAAUGCGAAAUUUGGGAAUUUUCAUUGGAAUUCUCUCCUUUGCACCCCUAAAUUACUGCAGACCAUUUAUUUCAAAUUCUUGUACAUCUGCAACCACCAACAUCGGAAAAAUGAUUAUUGGAUCAAUUUUAAUGCGCUACAUUCCCCGCCAUUUUGGUGUGUACAACUUCUAUGGUCUAACAGUGGCUUUCUAUGCAAUCUAUUACUUUAUUUUAUAUAAGAAUUUUAGGUAGAACUGGAGAAAAUAAUAAAAUUCUAGAAAUCAACAA
Lutzomyia longipalpis is the source of this 1095-nucleotide messenger RNA. It is a transcript of the gene G6P, whose product is annotated as glucose-6-phosphatase 2. Bases 76 to 1059 code for a protein of 327 amino acids. Gene Ontology annotation, molecular function: glucose-6-phosphatase activity. NCBI's taxonomy places the organism in Eukaryota, Metazoa, Arthropoda, Insecta, Diptera, Psychodidae. The record is from RefSeq and is a predicted model, not a curated record. Gene Ontology annotation, cellular component: membrane. The transcript has 5 exons. Gene Ontology annotation, biological process: glucose 6-phosphate metabolic process; gluconeogenesis.